AUGGCAUUAAUUUACUCUCUUCCAACGGAAAUACUCCUUCAAAUAUUUACUGACGAGGCAAUCACAAAUGCCGACCUCACCCGCUGCGCAUCGACCUGCAAGCUAUUCAAUGGCAUCACAUCGCAAUGCAAGAUCAAUUACAUAUUCGAAGUAGACAGCCCGUCACAUUCCGCUUGGAAACUCAUCCAACAUCUUUUGCUAUACCCCAAAACCGGUGAACGAUUUCAAAGUAUCACCGUCACAUGGCAUCGACGAGUACCUCGCCACCCCAAAACCUGGGCCCUUAAAUGGAACUGGAAAAAGGGAGAAGAGGAAGAACUUGACUGUCUCUGCAAGGAAUGGGAUUUAUGGGAUAUGUCGGGAGAUAUAUGUGCUGGUUGGAACUCAGAGGCAUUGAUUCCUCUCUUGUUAUGUUUCACGACGAAGCUUGAGUCUUUAGACUACGAUGGAACAGUUCUACCAAUAAUGCACCCGAGCCCUACUGCUCACGAAGGGAUACGGAUACAUGAGUACUGCGAGGGCCAGGGCUAUUGGUGGCAACCGAAAGGCGAUCAUGAUAACGGCUUCGAUUGGUUUGAUGAAUGCUGGGGUACUAGAGACAAAGGUGUCUCGUGGUUUUAUUCAGUCCUUAAUCGGAAAACUCCACUACCAGGCCUAUCUCAUCUUAGGAAAUUCACCCACGGAGGUUGUAUAGAUGAUGAUCACUGGCCGGGCGAAUAUCUUUCACAAAUCAUGUUACUUCCUCGGCUCGAAGAAGUGGUUGUCGUUUCCAAACCUGCAAAAAUUGGCCAUUUCUACUCUGACACACCUAAGCUUAAGUUCCCUCCUGGCAAGACAUCUUCAAUUAGCAGACUCGAGCUCAUCGACUGUACUUUCUUUGAAGGGGAAGUUGAAGCUCUUGCUAAGUUUACGGGCAGCCUGACGAGUCUCAACCAUACUCUGUGUGGGUUUCGGAGGAAGGAAAUCGUAGAUUGGUUCCUGCAAGCGAACAGUUCUCUGACACAGGAUCGAAUAACUAGUAUUUUUACCCCCCGCCCAGAGUAUGAGAAGGAUCUUGGGCCGGUUGAUAAAGACAAGUACUAUAAAUUUAGGCAGGACUACUCAGAUACCGAUGCUUACAAUGAGUCUGUUGGCUCGUCGUCAUCGGAAGAGGAGUGGUAG
Orbilia oligospora ATCC 24927 is the source of this 1161-nucleotide messenger RNA. RefSeq lists its product as uncharacterized. The record is from RefSeq and is a predicted model, not a curated record. Bases 1 to 1161 code for a protein of 386 amino acids. The transcript has a single exon. Lineage: Eukaryota; Fungi; Ascomycota; Orbiliomycetes; Orbiliales; Orbiliaceae. Gene Ontology annotation, molecular function: protein binding.